Molecule: messenger RNA, 1313 nt
Organism: Drosophila innubila
Lineage: Eukaryota; Metazoa; Arthropoda; Insecta; Diptera; Drosophilidae
Gene: Tbp
Product: TATA-box-binding protein
Exons: 2
Coding region: 101-1162 (353 amino acids)
Biological process (GO): DNA-templated transcription initiation
Molecular function (GO): DNA binding; RNA polymerase II general transcription initiation factor activity
Source: RefSeq, a predicted model, not a curated record
ACGACGCGGCUUUCCAUUUACGUUCACCCAAGUUUUAUUUUCUCUGAAAGUUAAGCGUAAAUACAGAUUUUCCGCGUAAAGUAAACAAAGAGCGGUAAAUAUGGAUGAUAUGCUAAGCCCAAACUUUUCCAUACCCAGCAUUGGGCUUGCAACAACGCCGAUUCACCACAGCCUUGACGCCGAUCAACAAAUAGAAGCAUUACCACAUCAAGUUUACCACCCAGCAGCAGCACCCGAACCACCAACCGCAUUAGCCUCAGGAUCAGGAGCGCAACAGUCCGAUCCCAAUAAUGUGACAAGCGGUCCAGAUGGAAGCGGAGGCAGUGGCCUGUUUGGCCACGAGCCCUCACUACCUCUGGCCCACAAACAAAUGCAAAGCUAUCAGCCCUCAGCGUCAUACCAACAACAGCAGAAUCAGAGUAGCAACGCUGGAGGCAGCACUCCCCAAUCUCUAAUGCAGCCACAAACACCGCAGAGCAUGAUGUCCCACAUGAUGCCAAUGACUGAACGAAGUGCCGUGGGCUUGGGUACUGGCGGAGAUUCGUCUCUUAGCAAUAUACACCAGACAAUGGGACCAUCGACACCAAUGACGCCUGCAACGCCUGGCUCAGCAGAUCCUGGCAUUGUGCCGCAACUUCAAAACAUUGUGUCCACCGUGAAUUUGUGCUGUAAACUGGACUUGAAGAAGAUUGCCUUACAUGCCCGUAAUGCUGAGUAUAAUCCAAAGAGAUUUGCGGCCGUAAUUAUGCGUAUUCGUGAGCCACGUACAACCGCAUUAAUAUUCAGUUCUGGCAAAAUGGUGUGUACUGGAGCCAAGAGUGAGGAUGACUCCAGGCUGGCUGCUCGCAAAUACGCGCGUAUCAUACAGAAGUUGGGAUUCCCGGCAAAGUUUCUGGAUUUUAAGAUUCAAAACAUGGUGGGGUCUUGCGAUGUCAAGUUUCCCAUACGACUGGAAGGCCUGGUACUUACGCAUUGCAACUUCAGUAGCUACGAGCCGGAGUUAUUUCCCGGUCUUAUCUAUCGUAUGGUGCGACCACGAAUUGUGCUGCUCAUCUUCGUGUCCGGCAAAGUGGUGUUAACGGGCGCCAAGGUUCGACAGGAGAUAUACGAUGCUUUCGACAAAAUAUUUCCCAUAUUGAAAAAGUUUAAGAAGCAGUCAUAAAUGCCUUUAACCGAGUUUAGUCUAGUAUAGCAACGUAGUAUGUAGUUUAUUAACUCCUAAAGUUGACUAAUUGUAAAUCGUAUUAAGAUGUGCGUGUUUAGCCAGGAACAUCUCAAAUUGGUUCCAUGAAAUAAAACUGAAUUUAGUUGUA